AUGGCCGACGCGAACUUCUGGAGCUGUAGAGUCGUAGAGAACCCAACUCUCAUCUUCAGCAAUAAGAUCUUUGAGAAACUCUUUCCGAUGCGGGCGAAGAAAGAGAGUUUGUUAGAUGGAUACCCGGGUAAACAGGGAGCCAUCCGUCACGGUCUGAGGGAUCCAUCGAGCCAGCACUUUUCUGUAGAGCCGAGGGCUUGGAGACGACUGACGACUGUCGAAUGGCUCGUCGCAAGAAUGCGGUUGUUGAUCUCCGGAUCGUCUUUGACAGCGUCGAGAGUGGCGGAGCCUUUGCUUGACAGCCUUGAUAGUAGUGGCGCCUUCGCCCAAGUUGGUGUUGGUGUUGCGGCCUUCUGCCGUUGCUUUAAUGUCGCCACGCCAUCCAAUGAAGAUGAUAGCUCGUGA
This is a messenger RNA of Necator americanus (New World hookworm), 405 nucleotides long. RefSeq lists its product as uncharacterized. The record is from RefSeq and is a predicted model, not a curated record. The transcript has a single exon. The coding region runs from base 1 to 405 and encodes 134 amino acids. NCBI's taxonomy places the organism in Eukaryota, Metazoa, Nematoda, Chromadorea, Rhabditida, Ancylostomatidae.